UGUGUCACAGGCAAAUCCUGUUGGUCUCGGAGAUCAUGGUCUGUGUAGGAAUACUUCUCAGCUUCCAUGUAGUUGUUCCUUACACUGUUCCACAAUACGUUUUCUCAGGACUCAUCAUGUUUGUUUCUGCAGAAGUUCUUGAAGGUGUUAAUCUAUCGUUACUCUCGAGAGUAAUGUCGUCGAGGCUAUCGAGAGGGACUUAUAACGGAGGUUUGCUUUCGACGGAGGCUGGCACGAUCGCACGUGUGAUUGCUGACGCAACGAUCACGGUGGCUGGUUACUUAGGACGGGAUAUGCUUUUGAAUGUCACGCUGCUUCCGUCUCUAGUCAUUUGUGUUUUGUCCAUCGUAGCUACUUGUUUUACUUAUAACUCCAUGUAUUAGUAGUACAAAUUUUAUCCCUUAAUAACCAAAUCGUUACAAUUUGAACCAAAAA
Camelina sativa (false flax) is the source of this 435-nucleotide messenger RNA. NCBI's taxonomy places the organism in Eukaryota, Viridiplantae, Streptophyta, Magnoliopsida, Brassicales, Brassicaceae. The record is from RefSeq and is a predicted model, not a curated record.